Styela clava is the source of this 7200-nucleotide messenger RNA. RefSeq names its product transient receptor potential cation channel subfamily M member 1-like. NCBI's taxonomy places the organism in Eukaryota, Metazoa, Chordata, Ascidiacea, Stolidobranchia, Styelidae. Gene Ontology annotation, molecular function: calcium channel activity. The record is from RefSeq and is a predicted model, not a curated record. Gene Ontology annotation, cellular component: plasma membrane. Gene Ontology annotation, biological process: calcium ion transmembrane transport.
AGCUGAAUAUUGUUACAGACGAUCGACCCAUCAUAUAUAUAUAUAAAUAGUGUUUAAAUUAUGAGUUUCUUUGAGACAGUAUUGGAGUCGAUGUUUGUUCGUUGGACCGCUGUCAAACUGGCCAACAAAUAUGAUGGCAUUGCGUCGUCGGCAUCGUCGAGUGGCGGAAAGGAAAGAAAAUAAUUCACCAUUGUUGGAAGAGGGUCAGGAGGAAGAUGGGGAUAAAAUAACAUGGAUUGAAUCAACGUUUCGAAAAAGAGAAUGCGUGACUUUUAUUCCCUUGAUCACACAUGACGGAUUGCAAAGAUGUGGAUGUGGAAGAACAUAUUCAUCACAUCUCUUUUUGGAUUCUUAUGAGAAACCGAAAAACAUAUCUCCAAAGAAAAAUUCUCCUUCACAUUUUGAAUUUCAUGAUGAAACAUUGCAAAGAUGUGAAACCAAUUUAUCUCAAUCCAAACCUGCUAAUGAGAAUCUCCCUCUACAAUCUCCAGAAGGUUUCCUGGAAAUUAAAAAUGUACCGAAAAUGCAAAAGAGGAAAAAAAGUUCUUCAAGGUUGCAAAAUAAUGCAAAAUGGAACGUUGUACACCAUACAACAUCUCUGCCUACGGAUGCUUAUGGUACUUUAGAAUAUCAGGGUACGGGUGAAGGAGAUAAGUCACAGUAUAUUCGCCUAGCACAUGACACACAUCCUGAAUAUACAAUGAGACUUUUGACCGAAGAAUGGGGAAUGCAACGUCCAAAAAUGGUUAUUACAGUACAUGGAGGUGUGCAUAAUUUUCAACUUCAACCAAAAUUACGAAGAGUGUUUUGUGAUGGACUGAUCAAAGCCGCAAAGACAACUGGUGCUUGGAUCAUGCUUUCUGGUCUUAACACAGGGGUUGGGUCAAUAGUUGGAAAUGCUCUGAAAGAACAUAAAGCAAGAUCAAGAGGGAGGAUAUAUAGUAUUGGAGUUGCCCCUUGGGGGGUUGUUGAUAACAGAGAAGAUCUUAUAACUUCUCAGGCAAUCAGCUCAUACCAAACUAUGGCUAACCCUCUCAGUAAAGGAGCAGUUCUCAAUGCAGCACAUACACAUUUUCUUCUGGUAGAUAACGGUACUGAAGGGAAAUAUGGAAGUGAAUUGAAGUUUCGUAGACGAUUGGAAAGAAAGUUAUCAUUGCAGCAGAUAAAUCAAAAACAUGGAAGAAAAAUUCCUGUUGUUUGUCUUGUCCUCGAAGGUGGUAAAAAUACUAUUAACGUUGUUUUGGAGAGUGUGAGACAGAGUCCUCCAAUCCCAGUAAUUGUUGUUGAUGGAUCUGGAAGAGCAGCUGAUCUACUUGCAUUUGCACAUCAAUAUGCAGAAGAUGAUGGAACUCUGAUGGAAGAUCUUCGGUUACAACUCUUAAUCACAAUACAGAACACAUUCGCUUGUGGUCGAGAUCAAGCUCAAUUUAUAUUUCUGUCUAUUAUGGAAUGUGUCAGGAGGAAAGACUUGAUAACUGUAUUUCGAUUGGGUCAAGGGCAAAAUAAACAAGAUGAUAUUGACAAUGCAAUUUUGACAGCAUCAUUGCGGGCUAGAAGAACAUCUGCCCCUGACAUGCUCAGUCUCGCGUUAACAUGGAAUCGAAUUGACAUCGCAACAAGUCAGAUAUUUGUCUAUGGACAACAUUGGCCGGUAUUAUCUCUGGAACAUGCGAUGAUGGAUGCUUUAAUACAGGAUAGAAUGGAUUUUGUGAAACUAUUGAUGGAGAAUGGUGUUAGCAUGCACAAGUUUUUGACCAUUCCAAGAUUGGAAGAACUGUAUAACAUAAAACAAAUACCCGUUCAUCUGUUAUAUUUACUGCAAGAUGUAAAGAAAAGUAUCACAUUAGGUUGCAGGUUCAACCUUAUUGAAAUCGGACAGGUCAUAGAGGGCUUGAUGGGUGGAGCGUACCGGUGCAAUUACACGAAAAAAAGAUUCCGUUUGUAUUAUGCAACACAUGGAAAAUUUAAUAUUAAAAAGCAACCAAGUUUCACGAAAAAAAAUAUCUUGCCAACGAACUUAUCUAAAUUGGAUGUUACGUCCUCUUUUCGUGAUUUUGCAAGUAUAGCAACUAACUCCAUCAAACAUGAGCAAGAUAAUAAUAAGAACAAUGGUGGUCCUGCCGCGCAGAUUUGUAGUAAUUUUCAAUAUCCAUUUCAUGAUUUGAUGGUUUGGGCUGUUUUAAUGAAAAGACAGAAAAUGGCAAUUUUUAUGUGGCAGCAUGGAGAGGAAGCUAUUGCUAAGGCAUUGGUUGCUGCUAAACUUUACAAAGCAAUGGCAAGAGAAGCAGCUGAUGAUGAGUUAGAUUUAGAAGAAAUGGAAGAAUUACGGAGAUAUUCUGGUGAGUUUAGUGAUCUUGCCACUCAACUUCUGGAGAUUUGUUAUCGAGCUGAUACUGAUGCUACUCAACAUCUACUCACUUAUGAGUUGAAACAAUGGAGCAAGCACACUUGUCUGAGUCUUGCAAUAGCUGCUCAACACAGAGAAUUUAUUGCACAUCCAUGUGUGCAACUCCUACUCAACGAUUUGUGGAUGGGAGGAUUGAAUGUAAGAAAAAACUCAAGCUUGAGGGUUAUUCUUGGUAUUCUCUUUCCUCCGUCACUCUACAUGUUGCAAUUCAAGUCGCCAGAAGAAUUACAACUUAUGCCCCAAACAGCAGAAGAACAUAUGGAUGAACGUAAUGAUAGUAGUUCCAUAUCCAGUUCAUCAUCGUCUUCAUUAUCUUCCUCUACUUCAAGUUCGUCAAGCAGCAGUUCAAGUUCAUCUGGAAGUAUAACUUCAGGAUUUCAGCAUAAACCUGAAGUUGUAGUACGAGGCGUGACUGGUUUGGACCAAUCAAAUCAACCACCGGAUCCAUAUGAUGUAUUCAUGGCCCAACAGAGACAAUUACCUGUCAGCAAAAAGUUGUAUGAAUUCUACAAUGCUCCCAUCACAAAAUUUUGGCUUUAUACUAUUUCAUACAAUGCUUUUUUGCUCAUGUUCACAUAUGUUGUCUUGGUUUCAAUGGGUUCAUUGCCAUCAGUCAUGGAAUGGAUUGUUAUAUCAUAUAUUUUUACCCUCUCUCUAGAAAAGAUGAGAGAAAUAAUUGCUUCUGAGCCAAGCGGAGGAAUUAACAAGCUUAAAUUGUGGCUCGGACAUUUCUGGCAUCGAGUUGAUAUAGUAUUAUUGUUAACUUUCUUCUCUGGCUUUGUACUAAGAAUGAUGCAAGAUGAAUAUUUGUUAAAAAUAGGAAGGGCAUUAUAUUGCGUAAAUAUCGCUUUAUGGUACAUCAGAUUACUGAAUAUAUUCAGUGUUAGUAAAUAUCUUGGUCCGUACGUGAUGAUGAUGGGUAAAAUGAUGGUUGAUCUUGGUACUUUUAUUAUAUUACUUGCUGUUGUUCUCAUCAGUUUUGGAGUCACUAGACAGGCGAUCCUGUAUCCAGACGAAUCUCCGAAAUGGUCAUUAAUCCGUGAUGUAGUUUUUGAACCUUAUUUCAUGCUUUAUGGAGAAGUUUAUGCUGGAAAAAUUGAUCCCUGUAGUAAAGAUAAUGCCACAACUUUAUGUGUUGUUGGAUCUUGGAUUGUUCCCACGGCAAUGACGUUAUAUUUACUUGUCGCCAAUAUACUUCUGCUGAACAUGCUGAUUGCUGUUUUUAACAAUACUUUCACAAAAGUAAAGAAUAUAUCAGACAAAAUUUGGAAAUUUCAUCGCUAUGGAAUGAUUGUUGAAUAUGAAUUCCGUCCCACUAUUCCACCACCAUUCAUUGUCAUCAGUUAUAUAUUUAUGUUGGUUCGACUUUGCCUGAAAAAGCGGAAAAAAUCAAUUUUCAACUCUGAUAGAGGACUAAAAUUGUUUCUUGAUGACGAAGAUGUUGAGAAGCUUCAUGAUUUUGAAGAAGAUUGUUUGGAUGAUUUCUUCCGACAAAAGGAUUUUAAGAAAGAUACGAGCAAGGACUUAGAAAUGGCUAAAGUACCUUUUGACAGAAUGGAAAGAAUUCUGGACUUUAUUGACGAGUCUGAAGAGCAUGAUAGAUUGAUUACAUCACAGCUUCGUAUUCUUGAAGAAAGAUUAACUCAACUUGAAGAAAUGAAUAUGAAGAUUUUGAGAACCCUGCCUCAGCUGGUGGAUGGUCCAUAUGAAAGCAGUGAAGAUUCUCAACAUGAAUAUGAUACAGAAGAUAAUUUUGCUACAAUGCGAGAAAGAAUGAGAUUUCAUAUUCAUCGAUUAAGACAAGAUUCAGAAAUGAGCACACUAAGUGACUGGAAUCCUUCUAAUAUUUUAAUGCAAAGAUUUAAAAGCCACAACACAAAAAAUCGUGAAAGACAUGCUUCAGAAAGAUUAUCGCAAGCAGCUCUCAUCGAACAUAAAUUAAGAAAAACAAAUUCAACUGGUAAUAUGGAGAUUCUAAAACGGAAUUCUAUGGAUAAUGCACAUGGACCUACAAUGUUGGAAACACCUUCCGGUCUUCAAAGUUCAAGUUAUCAUGCAUUGAUGACAAGACCUUUUGUGGAUUCGGAACAAAAAUCUGUGUCUUGCCAGGAUUUUUUGAUGUUGAAAGACGAUCAUGAAGGUGUAGGGAUUGAAUAUCAAGAUCCAAUAAAAACAACAGACGAUAUUGUAUCAGGGAGUGAAUUUCUACCUUCAGAUUACGUUGAUGAAAAUACUCCCGUUGAAAUCAGGAAACCAAGCUUUGGGACAAGUCAGAAACCAAAGAUACGAUUCAGUGAUAAUAUACCCAUUGUAGAUGCUCAUCCUUCCGAGUAUCCUCAAAGUUCUAAUACUCAACGAGAAGCAUUGUCUGGGAAUGAACGAUCUUGUUCUAGUAUAUCUGAAUCUGAUGAUCAAGAGUACGGGAUGCCGUUUGUACAGCGUAGAAAACGAAUUAAGGGUUCUGGACGUUUUGUCAAAAAAAAGUUCAACACUGGAACCAAGUUACCCAUGCUUGUCAUAAACAGUCCAGAAAGACUGGAGAGCACACUCGGAUUGACGCCAGUAGAAGACAACAAAAAUGAAAGGCUGAAUAGUGAAAAACAAGUUAAAUUAAAAAGAGGUCCAAACUCUUAUCCUCUUCUCAAUCUAAUGCAAGAAAGAAACGAUUCUACGAAAUCUAGACGAAUGACACAUAGUCCUGGUUUAGGAUUUCAAAAUAAUGAUCCAAAUUAUCAAAGUACAAGUUUCAAUCAUAACCUUAAUUCUCCUGGUAUUCGACGUACUAUUCUUUCAUCUGCUACUCCGAAUCAAUCAUUUUAUAAAAGUAUUACUGAUUGCAUUGAUACAUCAAGAUGGCAUGAUGCUAAUUCAACUGCAGUACCUCAAACUCCAUUCGAAAUGUGGCUGAAUAAGCCUGAGUUCUCUCAUCAAUCAAGAUCUCCGAUUUUUCAAUCAGACCGAAUAUCAUUGGAUGAAUGGGAAGAUGAACCACCUUCUCUACAUCCUAGGAGAUCAUCGAGAAGGGGAAAACGACAUCAUCGUACUAGAUCAAGACUUUAUUCCAACAACAGUUCCUCAUCAAUUAAAUCAGCAUCUUCUAAGCAUAGGAGGGGAAGCGUUAGAAAACGCCGACAUAAGCGGAAAAAAAAGUUGCAAAAGGCAUUGAAAGAGAAUUUGGAGGAGGAAAACACAGCAUUAACUUCAUUGAAAGUGUCAGAGUGUCAAAAACAACUAUCCACUGUCAAAGAAAAUUCUGCGCUGUCUUCCAGUCAAAUACUAGAUCAUGAUAACACUGUAUUCAUUAAAACACCAACUCCCAUCUUCAACAUCAAUAACUGUAAUUUGAAACAAAUCUCAGCAUCAAAAAACGAAGACGGCAGCAACUCUGAUUCAUUCAUGUCUAGAUAUGCAUGCAUAAAUCAUGACAACAGUGCCACAGUUUCAACUAACAAUCAAGAUGCAAAUGAAUAUGAUGAAAAAACAAACUUGUUAUCUAGAUCAGGUACUGGAACUACCACUUAUGAUAAACCACUACUUUGUUGAAAUUUUGCUCAAAAGUUAUAAGAAUAUUCAACAAAUCAUCAUUUUACACUUAUUUUUUAGUGGUUUUUAGCAAGUCAUUUUUGUGACAUUUGGUUUGUGCUUCUUACUGUGUUUUUUGACAUGUUUUAAAUUCUGAUUCAUCAGUAUAUAUCAUGAUUCUUCAUAUGGAAACAUGUCAGUAUUCCAGUUUCACACUGACCGCUUCUACAAGGUUCUAUGCAGGAAACCAGUUAAAAAAAUGUUUUCUAGUGGAACGAAAUAGUAGCAAUGGAUGUGAAUAGUAGUAUUAAAUUAUUUAAAAAUUCUGCAGUUGAUAAUGAAUUAAAAUAUUCAAAAAUGCUGCUUCCACUAUUUAUUCUUAGAUAAUAUGAAUCUGUUUGAGCCAUGCAGCUCUGUUCUACUAGUGCACAAUUUUUUACAAUCAUAGUAUUUGGAAUUUAUUGUAUUCAAAACUCGUUUUUUUCUUUUGUGUUAAGUACUCCGCUUCUUAAGAUUUCAAUAUACACAAUGUAUUGUUUUACCUUGCCAGUGUCAGUUGCAUUUUAUUUGUCUCUUAAAACCUGUUUAUUUUAUUCAUCAUACUGUAUUAGCUUCUUUUCUUACCUUUCGCCUCAACUUCGACCAGCAGUGUACUGAUAGUGUGACAUCAAAUUUUUUUUCAAAUACGAUUUACCAAAGAAUAUAGGUAGUUAAUGAAUUUGAAAAAAGUCCUAAAUUCGUCUAUAUAUUUUAAAAUGAAUUGGUUGUUAGAAUUAAAGUUAUAAUAUUUGUUCUUGUAGACCGAAGUGGAAUAUUUGCAUUCAACUUUAUAAGCCUUCAUUAUAUAAUUUAUUUAAUAUUUGUUGGCAUGUUUUAGUGCUAUUCUUGUUAUUUGCAGGUCAUGAUUUUACUGUGCUUUUAGUUUGCCUAUAUCCAGUGGUGGGAUUCAAAUUUUUUGUCAGCCGGUUCUGUUACGAACAGAACCUUGACAGUAAUCAGUGAUGCUAACCGGUUCGCUGAUCUCAUAAAAUUCCGUGAGACGGUUCUAUAGAACCGGCUGAAUCCCACCACUGCCUAUAUCCUAAUUUAUGUGUCCAGCUUUAAAAUAACCAAGCUUAUCAAGAGAGAUUGUGGCAAACUGACCUAUCCCCCCAAUUACUUAUUUUCAAUGCCUUUGACAUGUCGUCAAACUGGUCUGCCGUUUUAUGCCUUUAAUAUAUUUUACUAGUUACUACUGUGCUGAUCAAUAAAGUCCUCUAUUGUUGGCAAAA